GGAUUGUAAAUUUUCUACGUGAAAGCAAAACACAGCAGCAAGUUUCAAUGUCAUAUGAGGAAGUAGUUGCAGAGUGUAGUGCAUCGAUUAUUUUUGUGUUUCUACAUGUAAGAGGCCAGUAUAAUGAAGUGACCAAUGUGAAAGGCCAGUCAUUGAAUAAUUAGUCAUCGUCGAGUGUAUAUAGGUCAGGACUGUAUAGGUACAUAGACCAGCAUCAGUGAUGAUGGCAAGCACGUCCCGUGGGUCCGGAGAGUCUAGCCGAGGUGGCAAGGGCAAGGGAAAAACCGUGGAAAAGGUUAACAACAAGGCUAUGUCCACCAGUGCUAAACGGAUUCAGAAGGAGCUCGCAGAAAUCACACUUGACCCACCUCCCAACUGCAGUGCUGGGCCGAAGGGAGACAAUCUAUACGAGUGGGUGUCGACCAUCCUGGGACCUCCAGGGUCCGUCUACGAGGGUGGUGUCUUCUUUCUCGAUAUUCAUUUUUCCACAGAAUAUCCCUUCAAACCACCAAAGGUUACGUUCCGCACACGUAUAUACCACUGCAACAUUAACAGUCAGGGAGUCAUCUGCCUAGACAUUCUGAAGGACAAUUGGAGCCCUGCUCUCACCAUCUCCAAAGUGUUACUUUCCAUCUGCUCCCUGCUCACUGACUGCAAUCCAGAUGAUCCGUUAGUUGGCAGCAUUGCCACUCAGUACGUGAAUCAACGGGAGGAGCAUGACAGGAUAGCACGUCUAUGGACAAAGCGCUAUGCCACAUGAUGGUGCCGCCACCGCUAGCCCCGCUGUAUAUAUAUGUACAUAUUAUCAUGCUGGUGGAUCGCAGACUGCUUCUGACAUUAAAUGGUCAGGAAAACGCAUUUAUUAUGAGUAGUCCCCCCCCCCCACGAUGCCAUCACUCCUAUGCGUGUUCCACAUUUGUUAAAUGCAUAUGUAAGUGAAGUUUGACUGGCCAUUGGAGUCGCGCUAUGUGUCUCAUUGGUGUUUGGUUAACGAUACGCACUGCUGGUUGUGAAGUUUGCUGCCCUUACAAGUGACUGUUGCCCUCGGUGGCAUCGCAAGUUAAAUGACUUUGUACCCACAAGGGAAAAACUUGUGCGUGCUAUGUCAGUGUCAACUGAGUACGCUUAGCUCAUUUUUCCCACAUGCAACUGGAUUAGUCUGUGCCAUGCCAGACUUCUCAAGAGCACAGCCAUUAUUAUAGAUGUUAAUUGCAUGCAUUUCUUAUUUAUUCUUUACACCAGGUGCCUUGCAGUGUAGAUAGUACCAUCCAUGCCAUUAUAACCAUGGUAACAACAAUAACAGCUGUCUCAUUAUGGUAGCCAACUUCUCCAAUAAACACUGACUGCUAAUCAAGAUGGUAGGCUACUAGGCUACUCUAUGUUCCAUUGUCACUUACUACCAAGUAGCUAUAAAAUUGUCUGAUUUAAAGUCUUAUCACCUGCCUAUGUUUCCAGUAGUCUCAUCUGUUAUAAGUAUUAAAAUCUCAUCUGAAAGGACUGGGUACAACUCAUGGUAAAGUGCAGGUUUCAGUGGCCACGGCACAGUAACGAGUUAACCUAGUCGCAAUCGUCUGCAUUACCGUAACCGUGGUGAUAUCAAGCUUCACUUGUGUGGCAUGCAUAAAUAAAUGCUUUGACUGCAGAUAAGCAGUAGACUGUUGCACUAGCACUACGUAAAAUUCGUAGUGUUUCUCGGGUCAGUACUGUGUCCUGGUCUUGGUCUCUCUAGACAAACUGUUGUUUGUAUCAUGACGAAAGCACUCAUUACAUGCUUGUGGCAUGAAGGAAUGACUGGCAUUUUUUCUAAGCUCGAAUUGUGGGAUUUAUGAAUUUUGAACUGUUGUACCAGAACAAUAAUGGAAAUUGCAAGAGUGGUGGGUAUGUUUAUUCUUUGAUCCCCUGAAAAUGUCCUUUAGUGAAGCAGUGCUUAGGGUGGCAACUCCCAUAAAUACGCAAUUAUUUUGAAUCUCUGUGUCCUUUGGAAAUUUUGUAUACUUUAACAGAUCGACUUUUAUAUUAAAAAAUUCAUACCAAUUUAUUUGUGGCUGGCAAUCUGUUUAUAAUUUUAACGAUCGUAUUUACUGCCCAACAAAAAUUAUGUAACUGGUAUGGCAUACAUGUGAAAUUAAGUUAUAAUUUGGCGACUGAUGUCUGAUUAUUCAAUUCCCUGCUCUAGCUGCGCUUUCUGUGGAACCUACUUACUCUUGCUUCUGCGUUAACAGUAUCCUUGGUAAUGCAAAGUAUCUGCUAAAAUUUGUUAUAUUGUUUUCAACAGCUAAGUAGUGCUUGUGAUCACUUACUUAUUCACAGAAUGUGAACUGUUUAUGCACGUUCCGCAGUUGUCAACUAGUAGACUGCAAAAAACUGCCAACUGACAGUAAGUGGGAUAUUAUAGUUAUAUAUUUAAAAGCACAUUGUAGCACAGUUGCUUGAUAUGUUGUGUGUCACAAAGGAUUUUGGAUGCGUAAUUUUGGUACAGAGCUAUGUACAUUAUGGUAACGUACGUCUGCCUUGGUAUAACCGACUGGCAAUAUUCUGUUGACCUGUUAGCCUAAUAGGCUCCAGUGCAUCUAUUGUGGCUAGUCUUUUUGGUUCUUUAUGGGAAACAAAGAGUUACUCGAAAGUGAGUACUCUGUUGGGUUGGGAAAAUGGUAAUCAGUAAGUGUUGUUGCAUUGUUUGUAAGAGCAACGGUGAAAGUCUGGUCAGAUGUGUGUAUGUGUGUAAUAAUAAUGAAAAUAAUACAGCCUGUUCAUAGUCUGUAUGACAGUCUCUCUGUAAAUGGAAACAAUCAGAAAAUGUUAAUAAAAGUAACAUACGAUACAGACUAA
Messenger RNA from Priapulus caudatus, 2829 nucleotides. Its product is annotated as ubiquitin-conjugating enzyme E2-24 kDa-like. The record is from RefSeq and is a predicted model, not a curated record. Gene Ontology annotation, cellular component: nucleus. The coding region runs from base 221 to 760 and encodes 179 amino acids. NCBI's taxonomy places the organism in Eukaryota, Metazoa, Priapulida, Priapulimorpha, Priapulimorphida, Priapulidae. Gene Ontology annotation, molecular function: ubiquitin conjugating enzyme activity. Gene Ontology annotation, biological process: protein polyubiquitination. The transcript is spliced from 6 exons.